AUGAAAGAAAAUAAUCAAUUAUUCAUAAGAAUUUGAAUAUCUAAUCUAUCAGAGUUUAAACUUUGAUGUGUAACCACGUUAGUAAAUAACCAAUUAAUCAACAUCGUUCUAUGAGUCUACAAAAGUUUCAUCAAUUGCAAGGAGAAAAAAGUGCAUCAAAAGCAGUGAGCCGUCUAUAGUGCAGUACGAGAAAAUAAUUUCAAAAUGAAUUCCAUUCGAUUGGAAAUUGUUUAGCGCGACAUCUGUCGUUGGAUCUUGAUGAUCGAUGUAACGUUUUCAAGAUGGUGGCAGACGAGUUAGAUUUUAGUAGGCGCGGUUCUUUCGUUCGAUCAUUCUUUAAAAUUGCACAGUAGCAAGACAUAUAAGGAUCGAAGAAAAACAUUCUAAAAAUAUUACUUUGUUGUAAUAUCUUAACGGAGUAUCCAAAAUUUCUAACUCUGAUUUAUUGUGUCAGCUGAUAAAAUGUUUACCUACGUUUCUGCAAAUGCAUUGCAUAUAUCUCUUACACGAGAUAUUUUGUAGUCUAGAUAUUUGUACUAAAAGAUUUGCAAAAAAAUAACGACGAAAGUACAAUCCUUUAAAUCAAAGAAUUUCUUUAUGUAAGAAAAGUGACUGUGGCUACUAUGGAAAAGUUAAAAGAGCAUGGCUGGUACCUUUCUAACCAUGGAUUUAAUCUUGUCAGCGAUUCUGGAAAUAUCAAUGACUUAGAGAAAAUAUUGAGACGUUGUCUAGAUCUUGAUCUAAAGGAAAUUAGUAGUGGUCAAGGAGAUAUUCAUCAAGGAAAUAUUAUAUUACAAAUACAAAAAUUACGUAAUGUUGCUGCCCCUAAAGGUAAUGAAGAAUCUCGUGGUGCACCACGCAUGUUAAAGUUAUCUUUAACCGAUGGUAAAAAUAAUUACCAAGCUGUAGAAAUUGAACCACUUUCUUCCAUAAGUUUAAACACACCUCCUGGUACAAAACUAUUGCUCAAGUCAGGGAGUAUACCCAUGUCACAUGGAAUUAUCUUAUUAAGACCCUCAAACAUAAGUCAACUAUUAGGAGGAAGAGUGUCAAGUCUUGUAGAGAAAUGGGAAUUAAAUAAAAAAUUAGCACAUCACUCAAGGGUAAGAUCUGCAGAGGAAGGUGGUCCUCCACCAUGGAUACCGUUUGGAAAAAAGAUUAUCAAAAUUUCUGAUCGGGACAAAAAUUUCAAAGCAUUGGUAGAAAAGGAUAAAACUAGUAAAGAAAAUGCAGAAUUUGAAGCACAACGUAAAGAUGCAAUAGCUGAGGCUGCUAAGCAAGGUAGCAAAAAAGUUUUUGGUGGUGGAAAUAAGCAGCUAUUAGAUCAUAGUGUACAAAGGAUAGUAGAACAAGGAUUUUCCAUAGAACAAGCUGAAUAUGCUUUGCGUGUGAACAGAAAUAAUGUUGAUAAAGCAAUCAAAAGUUUACAAAGGACUAAUAAUAAACACAAAGAGUCAAGAGAACCAAGAGAACCAAGAAGUAAACGUUUUGAUAAAAAAUCUGAAGAAAGUAAACCAAGCAGUGGAAAGAUAUCUUUAUUUGAUUUUCUUGAGGAUAAGUUGCCAAUUCAACCAGAGCCAGUAGAAACUACUCAAAAUAAUUAUGUACAAAAUAAUGAAAAUAACGUUGAACGUCUCGAAUCAAAAGCGGAUACACAUAAUACUAGAGGAGGACGAUCUCAAAGAGGAGGUCGUGGGUAUCAAGCUCCACCAAGACAUAGUGAAGAAAAUAAAGCAAAUAAAAGAUUAAGUAAUAAUAAUAAUUCUGUUGCUCCACAAUAUUCUCAGUACAAUGGAAAUAGUAAUACUCAACAAAGCAAACCACCAAGAUUUCAACGAAAUCAGGAUACUCAUGGUUAUUAUCAUCAAGACAAUGCAAAUAGAAGUGGUCCUCAAAAGAGUCAUAAUGAAUAUAAAAAUUCUCUUCCUCAAUCUCAUUCUGGUAUCGGAUACACUGAUGAUAAUGGAGGUUGUCAUAAAGGUCAACAUGAACAACAAGGAAAAAAUCCUUCUAGUAAUAGGAAUUAUAAUCAUUAUGAAUCAGAAACUAGGAAUAGACAUCUUGCUGACAAUUCCUAUAAUAGACAUAAUCGAGUACAGGAGACAGGGACUAGAAUUUAUGGAGCUAAUAUACCUGAUAGAAAUUAUAGAAAUCAGUUAAAUAAAUAUCAAUUACAUGAUAAUGCGAGUAAUAGGGAAAACAUUGGAUCUACUGCUCACAAAAAUGAAAAUCAUAAUUUGAAUAAUCAAAGUACUAAUGUUCCUGCCAGUACUCCAUGGGGAUGGCAAAUAGGUGACAAGUGUAUGGCUAAGUAUUGGGAAGAUAACAGAUAUUAUAAUGCUGAAGUGACUGCCGUAUCUGAGAGAACAUGCGUUGUACAAUUUAAAGGUUUCGAAAAUUACGAAGAGGUGCUUCAAGUAGAUUGUAUACCUAUAACGGAAGACAUUCAUAUGGAAAAGAAUGAUCGGGGAAGGGAUCAAAGAGCGAAUAAUAGACAAACUCGAAAUGAGCAAAGUCAAAAUAAUAUUGCGGCGGGUAUGGAAUUCCGUAGAAGUGGCAAUGGACCUAGUUCUGGUAAUAAAGGAUAUAAUAAGAAGAGAGGUCCAGUACGUAGUACUCAGCCAAUCUAUCAGCCACCGGCACAACGAAAUCAUUAUUCCAUGCCAACUAAUAUACAAAAUAAUUCUCUACUCUAAUGUGUGUAGUACCAAUAAUUUUCUUUAGAAAAGUAACGGAAGCUCUACUGAAUAUUCAGUCAUAGUUUUGCUGCUGGUUCAAGACUGACUCUAUGGAGCACCACAUACUUUCCAUACGUGCAGAGAUAAAUUCUACAUGUGCAAGUCCGUAGAUUAUUUAAGGGAUAAUUAAAUGAAUUUUUUGUGUGGCAAAUGAUUUGUACUCAACGUUAAAAUUCAAUAUGUAAUAACUGUAUAAUUAUGAUACAAAUUGUUUCUUUAUGUGGUAUGUGAAGAAAAUGGAAGCUAACACUUCAAAAAUAUAUAUCGAUAUUAAAAUAUUA
Molecule: messenger RNA, 3019 nt
Organism: Vespula vulgaris
Lineage: Eukaryota; Metazoa; Arthropoda; Insecta; Hymenoptera; Vespidae
Gene: Tdrd3
Product: tudor domain-containing protein 3-like
Exons: 12
Coding region: 624-2696 (690 amino acids)
Cellular component (GO): nucleus
Molecular function (GO): protein binding
Source: RefSeq, a predicted model, not a curated record